This is a messenger RNA of Suillus subalutaceus, 1113 nucleotides long. RefSeq lists its product as uncharacterized. Lineage: Eukaryota; Fungi; Basidiomycota; Agaricomycetes; Boletales; Suillaceae. The annotation marks the transcript as partial. The record is from RefSeq and is a predicted model, not a curated record. Gene Ontology annotation, molecular function: protein binding. The transcript has 2 exons.
UACCGCAGGACGCGGAACAGUAAGGAUAUUGACCAAUCCAUAAACCACUUUGAACGCACCUUGGAUCUCUGCCCCAUGGACCAUCCCUACCGCCCUGCAGCACUGCUCAAUCUAGCUACCGCAAAGUUUUUCAGUUGCCAAGCUGGUGGAAGACACCUCGACCUCGACAUCCCUAUCCAUCUGUUUCAAGAUGCCCUUGAUUUGCGUCCCACUGAUCAUCCGGACCAAACCAUCACCCAGCUCCAUCUUGCCAUUGCUCUGCAAUCUCGCUUCGUGAAACAGGGAUUUCAAACGGAUGCUGAUGCAGCUAGAGAGUUACUGAGUAAAGUCCUUGAUGAGCGGCCCACCGCACCCAUGUUUCCAUUAUCGUCGAAUCAACUUGCUCAUCGAGUAGAGCGGUGUUUGCAGAAAGAUGAUCCCCGUGCCUUAGAUGAAGUGAUAUCCCUUCAUUAUGAUGCACUGGGAUACUACAACACUGGGUAUGCUUCACGAGGGCAAUUGCUGGGCAAUCUGGGUGUAAUGCUGCACACUCGCUUCGAUCGUCGAGGCAAUGAGGAGGGCUUGAACCAGGCUAUAGCACUUCAGAUGGAAUGGCUGGCUUUGCACCCGGUCGGUCACAAAGAUCGGUCCAAGUCAUUAAAUAAUCUUGCCACUCUACUCUCCUCCCGCUUUAAGCACCGAGGCAAUGACGAAGACUUGGAUCAGGCUAUUGCACUUCACAGGGAAGCGCUGGCUUUGCACCUGGUCAGUCACACAGAUCGGUCCUCGUCAUUAAAUAACCUUGCUAUUCGACUCUCCUCCCGCUUUGAGCAUCGAGGCAAUGACGAAGACUUGGAUCAGGCUAUCGCACUUCACAGGGAAGCGCUGGCCUUGCACCCAGUCGGUCACGCAGAUCAGUCCAUGUCAUUAACUAACCUUGCGACUCAACUCUCCGCCCGCUUUCACCACCGAGGCAACAACGAAGAGGCUAUUGCACUUCACAUGGAAGCGCUGGCUUUGCGCCUGGUCGGUCAUACAGAUCGGCCGUCGUCACUCACGACUCGACUCUCCACCCGCUUUCACCACCGAGGCAACGACGAAGGCUUAGAUAUAGAUACUAUUAUUAAUAUGUAG